Molecule: messenger RNA, 1474 nt
Organism: Rhagoletis pomonella (apple maggot)
Lineage: Eukaryota; Metazoa; Arthropoda; Insecta; Diptera; Tephritidae
Exons: 5
Coding region: 138-1040 (300 amino acids)
Molecular function (GO): sequence-specific DNA binding
Source: RefSeq, a predicted model, not a curated record
GAAUCAGCUGUUUGUAUGACGUCACACUGGUGCAAUUGUUGAUUUUGAACUUAACAAUUUAUUUGUGUGUUAUUUCUGCGAGAUUUUAAGCAAUUCAAAGUGAUUAUUUAAACUUUAUAAACUUAUACUAAGGCAAAAUGAAGUGUGCAGUGGCAAAUUGUGAUAGUGAAAACUAUAGGCAAGCGUGCGAUAUAAGCUUUUUUUCGUUUCCUACGGACGAAGCUCUCGCCAGAAAGUGGAUGCAGUUUUGCCGGCGAGGAAGUGCAUUAUUGAAUCCCAAAUCGAGCUACGUGUGCAUGAAGCACUUUUCUAGUGAAGAUAUAGAAAACAAUCGACAGUUCGAAAUGGGAUUUGCAAAAAAACGCCUUUUAAAGCGUGGUGCUGUGCCCAGCAUUUACCCAGAGGAUGGGGAAACCUCCCAGCGUGCCGAAAGUGUUCAGCGCGAGGAGUACAAACAAAUUGUCAGCGAGUUACUUCAGCAGAGUGAACCUGUCGCAGUCAAUGAAGUUGUUAUAGCCGAGGCGAAUAACAGUGCCAACGUUGUUCCGAUUGACGAAAAUGUGGAGAAUAAGGAAAAUAGCCUAGUGGAUGCAAAUCUUUCCGAAAUCCCCGCGACUUCAACACCUCGUAAAGUCUUCUACUACGACAGCAGUUUGGAAGAAGUUGAGGAGCUGGAAGCUCAACUAAAAAGACUUAAGCGAGAAAACAAGACUCUGUUAAUGAAUAACAAAAAGAAGGACAUGGAACUGGCGGCACUCCAGCAAAAGUACGGUAAUGAGAAAAAGAAGCAUGACUAUGAGGUGGAACAGCUGAAAAAACGCUUGGAUGAAUACGAAGAUAUGUGUAAAAACAUGGAGAGCAAACUGCUGACCAUUUUCACGAAGGGUCAGGUUUCGAAACUGAAGCACGACAUUAAGAAACCUACUUGGAGUCAAGAAGACAUCGCGAAUUCCAUCACGUUGUACGCCGCAAGUGAUGAACGUCAGGGUUCCACACGCAGACUCAAGAACACGGUGCCACGCCUACGGUCUAGCAAUUGAUGAGCAGGUCAAAAUAUUAGACGCUAUGACGGAAAUGGUCAAAAAUAUGAGGGUGAUAGGAAGACAAACUUUGCUACCAUUUCAAAGAGGUAUCAUACAGUCGAACAACGCGCUCAAGAUGUUGUAUGGAAGCGUUCAAAGCCGGUUCAAUGUUAAAUAUAUUUUAACAUAUCGCUUGAACCAGGAUGUGCUGGAAAAUUUCUUUGGAGUAAUUCGAGCCAAGGGCGGUUUGCAUGACCACCCGGACCAGCAAGAAUUCAAAUAUCGUCUACGAGAAUAUUUGCUUCGACGCAAUGAAGGCGUGAUAUCGAAUGCAGCAAAUGUGGAAGAAGACGAUACACCCGACUUAGAAAUGUCGCAGCCCCCUCUUACAGGUAAUGAAAAUUUAUUGUUAGCUAGAAUAGAAUACAUUUUAAUCUUUACUUGUAUAGGUG